Molecule: messenger RNA, 2049 nt
Organism: Atta colombica
Lineage: Eukaryota; Metazoa; Arthropoda; Insecta; Hymenoptera; Formicidae
Product: transcription factor glial cells missing-like
Exons: 6
Coding region: 1-2049 (682 amino acids)
Biological process (GO): regulation of transcription by RNA polymerase II; gliogenesis
Cellular component (GO): nucleus
Molecular function (GO): RNA polymerase II cis-regulatory region sequence-specific DNA binding; DNA-binding transcription activator activity, RNA polymerase II-specific
Source: RefSeq, a predicted model, not a curated record
AUGGUAGUUUUGAGUCGCGUGGGGUCGCCGACGAUGUCAGCGACUGUCGCCGGCAACCAACAGCAACAUCAUCCUCAUCAAGAGUGGGACAUAAACGAUUCGAACGUUCCAAGGGUAGUAGAAUACGAUUCCUGGUGCGAAUGGGCGGACGGACAUGUGAGGAGAGUCUAUGGACCGGAUUGCGAGGAAGCAAGGAGGCACGCCUCCGGUUGGGCGAUGAGAAACACUAACAAUCACAACGUAAGCAUUUUGAAGAAGAGUUGCCUGGGCGUUCUGGUGUGUUCGCAGGAGUGCAUACUGCCCGGCGGUGGAAGGGUUCACCUCCGACCGGCGAUCUGCGAUAAGGCCAGAAAGAAGCAACAGGGCAAACCGUGCCCCAAUAGACAGUGCACCGGUCGUUUAGAGAUACUAUCGUGUCGCGGUCAUUGCGGUUAUCCCGUGACGCACUUUUGGCGGCACACGGAGCAUGCGAUUUUCUUCCAAGCCAAGGGCCAGCACGACCAUCCGCGACCGGAGGCGAAAUCUACAUCGGAGGCGCGAAGAAGCGUGGGUGCCGGUAGGAGGGUCAGAGGAUUGGCAGUGCUUUUAGCGAGAGAGGCCGCUCUAGGCUCCAAGUUAAUGUCACUGAGAGGAAGUAAAAGAUCAAGCACGGAUACGCUCGAGCAGUCAUCGAGAACGACGCAACCACCUCCAUUGAUCUCUGAUAAAGGAUACUCAUGUUCGUGCCCGCCCUUCGAGUGCAUGUGCUCGCUGCAGACGAAUGUACCGUCGUAUCCACAGUCUCAUCAUCAUCAAACAACGAUAUAUCCUCAACAGUUGCCUCCCACAGACGGACCUUAUUGGCUGCAGGAUGUUCCGCCACAAGAAAACCCCGUUGGUUACUGUUUGCCAAAUCAGGUUCCUCAAGAAGCGUCUUAUGGCGACUUUCCACCUUUCACAGGCGAUCUCUUUCAACCGGAAGAAAUCUUUCAACUGGAUCAACCCUUGAGGCCGGAUUUUUCAGCGAAUCUCCAGGACGUAGCUCGUUCACCCCCAACUUUACUCGACCUCGGCAGCGGAACCAUUAAGUACGAAAUGAAACAAAAUCAAGAUCAGGGUUACUGGAACCAGUUUCUCAGCGAAGACUCCAGCAGCAGUCACCUGAGUCUGCCUCAGGAUGAGAGACUCCAUUUCGCCAACUUCGAGCCUGAGAAAGUCUCUAACGGCUUUACUUCCAGGCGAACGAUGCAUCAGCAUCAUUAUGUUCAAGAAAAGAAUCAAAAUCAGCCCGCAAGCAACGUUUUGAGCUACCAAAAUUAUCCCCGAUCGCAGAGUCAAAAAGGUUUUAUCGAUGGAAACACAAAAGAUGAACAUGAGCAAUCUUAUUGGCCUCAAGAUCAACAAGAUAACAGACUACAUUUGGAAAAUUUCGAAGUCAAGGAGGAAGAUCUCUUAUCUUCACGUAGAGAAGUCGAGUGCUACAAGAACAGUUGUCAACCUCCGAUGGUGAGCAGAACGGAAUACAGCCUCUAUCAAAAACCGAAGAGUGAAGAUCUACAGGAGACAGUGCGACGCAACUGUAGCCCCGAAAGCAAACCGUAUCAUCCUUUCGAUAGUUAUCACCAAAUGUUCGAACACGGUGAUGCUAAAAACCAGCCACAUAACCGCGUCAUUCAUCAAAAUUCGAUCCGGACGAAUCUGGACGAAAGACUUCAGAGUUGUUACGGCAAUCAAGAGACAUCGGAAACUACAGAAAAGCUGUUUCACAACUCUGGCAUAGCGGAAACGUCGGUUCAAUCUCGAAAUAGUCCCGAAUCCUUCUUCUAUCCCAGCAAUGAACGUUGUCAUUACACCUGUGAGAUCCUUGAACGGGUGCCACAGAUGAUGAGCGCCGGACCGGCUCACGGAACAGUUAACAGCUACAGCGAUCCGGCUACCACUGACUUGGAUUUGCCGCCCUUUGUAGAUUAUACACUAGUCGGGAUGCUGUGCAGCUCCACGGACGAGGAGACGACGAACCUGCUGCCAGGAUGUCCUCAGGACUCGCACAACUACAUUCCUCAUCAUUAG